AUGCAACACUAUUCCGGGAAGAACUUUGCCAACGUCGCGAAGCCAGCGAGACAAUUAGCAGCGUCAUAUUCAGCAAGCAUUCUGUGCAUGGUGAAUAUUUUCGCUCCACCUCGUCGUUCAAACACUGCUGUCACCAAUAAAAUUAAUGACUCUGCCUUCAUGAAGCUCACCAAUGAUGACAUAAUGAAGGCAGCGUCUAAGGGCGACUAUGAGUCACACUGUGUCAAGACCGACAAGGGCAAUGACGUCAGCAUCUAUCUCAAUACUGCACUUGAGUUCCAAGACGCGCGGUGGGAUUUCAACAUUGUCAGCGAAGUCAGAUUCGGGGAGGUCGCCGGCUGA
Messenger RNA from Tilletiaria anomala UBC 951, 342 nucleotides. RefSeq lists its product as uncharacterized. The transcript is spliced from 2 exons. The coding region runs from base 1 to 342 and encodes 113 amino acids. The record is from RefSeq and is a predicted model, not a curated record. NCBI's taxonomy places the organism in Eukaryota, Fungi, Basidiomycota, Exobasidiomycetes, Georgefischeriales, Tilletiariaceae.